This is a messenger RNA of Ornithorhynchus anatinus (platypus), 7143 nucleotides long. It is a transcript of the gene ROS1, whose product is annotated as ROS proto-oncogene 1, receptor tyrosine kinase. Gene Ontology annotation, molecular function: transmembrane receptor protein tyrosine kinase activity; ATP binding; protein binding. Lineage: Eukaryota; Metazoa; Chordata; Mammalia; Monotremata; Ornithorhynchidae. The record is from RefSeq and is a predicted model, not a curated record. The transcript is spliced from 49 exons. Gene Ontology annotation, biological process: positive regulation of kinase activity; cell surface receptor protein tyrosine kinase signaling pathway; multicellular organism development. The coding region runs from base 1 to 7143 and encodes 2380 amino acids. Gene Ontology annotation, cellular component: membrane; signaling receptor complex.
AUGAGCGGGAGGUCCUCCGGGACCCCCUGGAGGGUCAGCCGGGCCCUGGUAGGCUGCGUGUGGAUCUGCGCCGUUCCUGUCGUGGCCCUGGGCCGCUGCCGAGAUUCCUGUACCAGUGCUCUGGGCGGGGCGUUUGGUGAGAACAAUCCUUGCAACCUGCCUGAGUGGUGUGUCCAGGGGUGCCAUUUCUGGAAUUCCACAGAACAAGAAGCCUGCUUGAGAAAGUGUCAUGAUGUUAUCAACACUGUAUGUGAGGUCCUGGAAUUCAUAGGCACCAGUGGAGGAGAGGGGACAGUAUUGACCAUUCCACAGAUGGUCAACACGCUGAGAAACUCGAUUGCUUUCAGAGAGAAUCCUGUGAGCUUGGCUGUCACCACUCAGAAAAGGCCUUCGGAGAGGAAGUUCUGGGUCCUGAAAGGCCACACGCCAUCCCCGACGGCCCCAUUCGCGUCUUCCAUCGGAGCCCACGCUGUGACGCUGGGGUGGAAACCGGCCAACGUGGCGGGAGUGAAGUACGUUGUCCAGUGGCAGUUCUCCCGGCUCCCCGGGAGCUGGAGCUACACGGAGCCGGUGUCCGAGCCUGUCUACACCGCCCAGCCCCUGCACGCUUUCACCGAAUACACGUUCCGCGUGGUCUGGAUCGUCACGGCUCAGCUGCAUCUCUCUUCCCCGCCCAGCACCAGUUACCGGACACUGGCCACAGGAGUCCCCGAAACGGCUCCUCUCAUCCGAGAGCUGUGUAGUGUCAGCCCGGACGUGGUGGAGGUCGGUUGGUCACUGCCGUUGUUCCCGGGUGGACCAGUUACUGGAUACAACCUCAGACUGGCCAGCGACCACCAAACUUUGGACGCGGGGACCCAGGCCACAAGCUUCCAGUUUUCCUCCGUCUUGCCGAACACCACGUACAGGUUUUCCAUCAGGGCCGUAGGGCAGGUGGACCAGGGGCCGGAAGCGGAAGCAAAUGUCACCACCGCCCCAUCGUCGACAGUCCAGGAACAAGCACAGUGGCUCUUUCUUUCCCGAGAGAAUUCGCUCCGAAAGAGAUUCCUGGAGCAUUUUGUAGAGGAAGCACACUGUCUUCCCACAGAUGGGCGCAGCCAGAGAAUUACAGGAAUCGCUGUCAACGUCCAGCGGCAGCUCGUCUACUUCUGUGAGGGAAAUGUGAUCUGGGUGAAGGAUGCGACCGACAUGGGGGACGCUUCCGGCCUCCACGUCUUCUACAACGGCUCCGGGACGGUUUCCUCUGUCUCGGUGGACUGGCUGUAUGGCAAGAUCUACUUCAUCAUGAGUGAAAGGGUUUGGAACUGUGAUCUGGCACUUUGCUCUGUACCUGAAGACAUCACUCCGCCUUCGAUUGUGUCGCUGAAGAAGCUGGUGGUUGAUCCUUAUAAUGGGUUCAUCUUCUACCUCGUGGAUGCCGGAGUGUUCAGAGUGGACCUUGGCCCACGGGGUAGUGGGGAGGCAGCGGUGGAGGACGCCCGGCCCGUGCUAAGCAGCCGUGCCCUCCAAGACUUUGCCGUCAGCUUCCGGUCCCAGCAGCUCGUCUACUUCAACCUCACGGACCGUGUGUUCACGGCCACCGCUCUGGACGGCUCGGCCCGGCUGGCCCUGACCCCGCCCACGACCCUCGCCGACGUGAGCAGCUUGGCUCACGGGGAUGGGGCCUUGGUGGUCACCGACGGUCGACGGGUCUUCCGGCAGGAGGGCGGCCGGUUCAACGAGCUCAUUGUGGACUGCAGCCUGGUGGAGCCAGAGGAGGGCGGGGGGCUCGGGAACCUCGUCCUCCUGAGUCCGUCGAUUCAGCCUUACCCUCUGCCGUCACGGCCCCGGAGUCUCGUGGCCUUAUUCGGAUCACAAGAGGCGGCCAUUCGGUGGCGGCCUCCCAGCGCUUCCAGGAACACUGGUCCUUCGGCCUGGCAGAACUGGACAUAUGAUGUGCAAGUGAGUGGCCAAGCCCUCGUAGAUGGGGCCAGCCUCUUCCCCAACGUCACUGACACUCAGCUGGUCAUCUCGGCGCUGCGGAACAACACUCAGUACAGCGUCACCGUGAGAGCGAGGUCCCCCGCUGGGACUGGGCCCUGGGCAGAGCCCUUUGUGGGCACCACCCUCAAGCCAGCCGUGGAAACGCCCUUCAUCCUGGCCGUGGGACCCGACGGUCUGUGGCAGCAACCGCUAACUGGCUUCGGUCCGGGAGAACUCCUGUCAUCCGAAAUCAGAAAUGUCUCAGGUCUGGACUGGCACGGAGGCACCCUCUUCUACAGCGACUCCUCAGGCAACGUAUGGCAGUGGAGGCCGGAGGGGGCAGCUGGAGGUCCGGUGAAGGAUCGCGUCCCUGGCAUUACGGGAGCAGGGGCUCUGGCCUUCGAGUGGAUGGGCCAACACCUCUACUGGGCCAGCAAGGCCAACUUGAUCCAACGGCGGUCCUUCCGCACUGGCCGGAGGGACACGGUGGUCCGGGCCAGGUUCUCCGUCAACGACCUGGCAGUGGACUCGUCCAGGGGCUAUCUCUACUGGACCACGGCCCGCUCCGUGGAGAGCGCCCGGCUAAAUGGAGAAGACUCCCUGGUGCUCCAGCUGCAACCCCCGUUUUCGGACAAACAGGUGAUGGCUUUAACCCCCAACCUUGGCGGUGGACUCCUCUAUUGGCUCGUGCGGGACAACCAGUGCACACACCUGUACAGUGCCCCUCUGCGUGGCAAGGAAGUGGAGGGGGCCAACGUGACCAAAUUUGCCCAGUGGAGUCUCUCGGCCAUCUCCCAGCCCGCGCUCACCUACUACAGUGGCCGACUCUUCUGGAUCGACGGCCUGGGGUUCCUCACCUCCCAGGAAGUCGCCCAGAACACCGCCGUCCCCGUGUCAGACCCAGCCGAGUUUUCCCGGUUGACGCUGGUCCACCAGUCCCUCAGACCGCUGCCAGGAAACGUUUCCUCCAGGCCAGAGGUCAUCCCCAGCUCCGUUCCGGCAUCCUCAUUUCGGAUCGAUGGGAAUGCUUCCAGCUUUCGGGUCCUGUGGAGCGCCCCCCCGCCUCUAGGAUGGGGUGCCAUUUUCUACUGCGCGGAGCUUGGCGCUCAUCCCGGGGGUUCAGCAGGGGAGAGCUGUACCGCGCCCCUGAGCGAGCCGGUGCUCAUCUUGGAAGGCCUGGCACCCUACAGCCCCUUUCUCCUUUCCGUCACCCCGUACUCUUAUUGGGGAAAGGGACCCCAGACGACUGUUACCCUCAGAGCUCCUCAGUCAGUGCCAUCCGCACCUGAAAACCCCAGAAUAUUCACAGUCUCUCGUCGUGGAGACAAACACUUGAGGGAGGCCGGGCUGGAAUUCAGGUGGGACAAGCCGAGGCAGGACAACGGUGCUUUGGAAAACUUUGAGAUUUUCUACCAACUGUCUGGCCCAAAAGAUGCCAAUGAGAUAACAAGAGGCUGGGUUGUGGCCAACGUCAGCUCCCCAGGGACGACCUUCAGACUGGAGGACGUGGGUCCCGAGCACAUCAUCCGAUUCCAGAGGCUGGAGCUGGAUUGCCACAGGCCAGAGGCCAGUACCGAGGUGGUGCCGACCACAGGCCACCGACUGGUGCUGAGGGAAUUUGAGGGAAAACCUAAAGGCCUCUUGCAUAUCAAUGCAGAGGUGCGCCUGUUCUGCCAGAACACCCUUGUGGUGAAGGGGCCGGAACGCCCUGUGGUGAAGGCAGCCUCAGAGGGCCACCUGGUACACGCAGAUCUCUUAAUCGCCGUGUUCGGGCAAGCCGGCCCUCAAAUUUCAGCAUUAGUCAAAUUUGGCUCGGUACGGGCGUUCACCUGUGUGGGACCGGGCCCGUUUUCGGAAGUGGCAGAGUUCAACACAUCAGAGACCCACCUGGUUCCACACCUUGUCACUGUGCAUGGCGACCAGUUGGCCCUGCUAGACACUGACCAGCACCAAACCAUGUGGUCCGUGCAGGCUAAAGAAGCCAUUGGGACCGUGGGAUACCUUGCAGACAAAGAGACGGUUUUUGUGACCUGUGGGGGGUCCCUUCUGCUGCUGCAUGUGCACAACAAUGUCACAUCAGAGCUCUUCGAGGGCGCCCUGGUCCAUGACACUACAGCUGUGGCAGUGGACUGGAUCUCUCGGCAUCUCUUUCUGGCUUGGAAAACGGUCCGGAACGAAACGCAGAUAUGGGCCAUUGAUCUGGAACGCAGGGUGAAAUCGCUUAGGGAUUUGGAGAUUCGACUUGGCUCCAAGAAUUCAACUGUGGUUUCUUUCUCCGUUUAUCCUUUCCUCAGCCGCCUGUAUUGGACCGAAGCCUCAGAGCUGGGCCAUCAGAUGUUCUACCACGACAUAGCCAGGGGCACUCAGCACCGGAUCCUGGGACACCCAGUUGGCACUCCUGCACCGGGCCGGUGUCGCGUAGCCGCCCCCGAACUGGGCGGCGCGCUGGCCAUCGACAGCUCGGACCCACUCCAGCCGCUGAUCUACUUCAUCCGGGGCCGGCACGAGGUCUGGGCCACUGACCCGGAAGGGGGCCGGUGCCAGGAAGUGGCCAGAGGGCUGGCGCUGCCAGAGCAGGCGAUCAGCAGCGUGACGGUGGACGAGCAGUUCCUGUACUGGACGGUCGAGGUGCCGGACGGCACGGUGAUUUAUCAGGCGGACAAGAGGGGCGGGACCCUCCGCUCUCACCUGGCCACCCCCGGUUGGCAGAGGAUCCUGGCCUCCAGCCCAGCGCUGCAGCCUCUCCCAGAGAAGGCCUGCGUCGACCUCGUGCCCAGCCUCAAGAAGCCGACUGUGCUCUCCACGACCAACACCAGCCUCAAGCUGCUCCUGCCCCCGGCAGUGGCCCGACGUCCAUGCCCGGGCAUAACCGGCCCCACGCCCACAUACUUGGUGCAUUAUGGCCUAGUGACUGAUAACCAGCAGCCGGAACCCAGAACCCAGGAAUUCCAAGAGCCGAUAGCCCUUCUGGAAGGCUUAAACCCAUUUUCCAAUUACACGAUCCGGGUGACUGUAAUGAACUAUUUCUCCGACCCACACGAGGAGCCCCCGCUGGGAGAAGAGAUCCAAGGCACCACACAACAAGGAGUCCCGGGAGCCGUGGACUCCGUCCGUGCCGCCGCUCUGUCGGAUACAAGCAUCGGGGUGUCCUGGGGUGCCCCCCGGCUGCCCAACGGGCCUCGGGCAUCUGUGCGCUACCAGAUUGCCGUGGACCGCCUCCCACCCAGCCCAGAGAUCCCACUCAACCGAAGCCUGUUGCCAGGAGGGAGACUCACCUGGGCCAUUCGCCACCUGUCCAGUGGGAGACGCUACCAGCUCAAGGUUCUUGCCUGUCACCCAGAGGAGCCGUGGUGCACCGAGAGCCCCGUCGUGGCCGCAGAGACUGCCCGGGCCCCAGAGCGGCCUCUCCUCCUCCUGUUGGGGAACACCAGUCUGCAGCUGGCCUGGAAGGCGCCUGCUGCCAACCUCACCGCCUUCUGGUUUGAACUCCAGAAGUGGGAAUACCAGGAGAGAUUCCGAGCCAACGCCAUGUGCUCGCCGGGCCCCGAGCACACCUGCACCAUCACGGGUCUCCGCCCCAGCACCGGCUAUGGCCUCCGGGUCUUCGUCGAGUUCGUCGGGGGCGCAAAAAGCGCUUCCCCUUCAGCGUCAUUUAAGACGACGGCUGGCGUUCCAGAGAGGCCGGGGAUCCCGAAACUGCUUGAGGGGAAUAAGAAUUCAGUCCAGUGGAAAGAGGCAGAAGACAACGGCAGCAAUUUAACCUACCACCUUCUGGAGAUCAGAAAAAUCAUUAACAACAACAAUAAUAAUACUAAUUGUGCCUGGGCGGUGGUGUUCAACGGCUCGUGCCAAGGGAUUUGCACCUGGAAGUCCCAGCACCGCAGUGGCGUAUUCCAAUUCCGAGCCGCUGCGGCCAACCGACUGGGCCUUGGAGAAUACAGCGGCAUCAGCGAGGAUAUUUCCUUGGUAAAAGAUGCCUUUGGAGUUCCAGGGGAGAGCGUCAUCAUCGUUGCCGUGAUCAGCGGGCUCUUGGGGGCCGUCUUCCUGUUGACCUUUGUCUGGUACAGGAAGGGGAGGAGCCGAAAGCUGCCUCCAUCCAAUCCGAUGGUUCUCGUCCAGGAAGACAAGGAGCUGGCUGACCUCAGGGGCAGGGACAAUGUCGGGCUGGCCAAGGCCUGCUACGCAAUUCAGACUCUUCCUACCAGGCAUGAGAUCGAGUGCCUUCCCGCCUUUCCUCGGGACCAACUGACCCUGAAGCUCCUCCUGGGCAGUGGGGCCUUUGGGGAAGUGUAUGAAGGGACAGCGUUGGACAUCCUGGGCGAAGGCAGCGGGGAGACCAAAGUGGCUGUGAAGACCCUCAAGAAAGGUGCGACGGACCAGGAGAAAAUGGAAUUCCUCAAGGAGGCUCACUUAAUGAGCAAAUUCGACCACCCCAACAUCCUGAAGCAGUUGGGCGUCUGCCUGUUCAACGAGCCUCAGUACCUGAUCCUGGAGCUGAUGGAGGGCGGCGAUCUCCUGACGUACCUACGCAGGGCCCGUGUCCCCACGUUCCAGGCUCCUUUGCUCUCACUGGUUGACCUUGUGGAGCUGUGUGUAGACAUUUCUGAAGGCUGUGUCUACUUGGAGAAGAUGCACUUCAUUCACAGGGACCUGGCCGCCCGGAACUGUCUCAUGUCGGUGAAGGACUAUGGCAGCCUCUCCCGGAAGGUGAAGAUUGGGGACUUCGGCCUCGCCCGAGAUGUCUACAAACAGGAUUAUUACAGGAAGAGAGGGGAAGGCUUGCUCCCCAUCCGCUGGAUGGCCCCGGAGAGUUUGGUGGAUGGCAUAUUCACCACCCGGUCUGACGUCUGGGCUUUUGGAGUUCUGGUCUGGGAAAUCCUAACUCUGGGCCAUCAGCCUUACCCUGGCCAGUCCAACCUGGAGGUUUUGCACUUGGUCCAGACCGGAGGAAGACUGGAGAAACCAAGGGCUUGUCCCAGCAGUCUGUGGGACUUGCUGUCUCAGUGCUGGGCGGAUGACCCCUCACAGAGACCCUCUUUCGGACAUCUCCGGGACAGCCUACGGAACCUCCAGGCCUCUCCCCUGGACCAGCCUUCCAGGGGUGGAGAUACGGGGGCCCCUCGAGGGGUGGCGAACGAGGCCUUCGAAGGUAGCUUCUCUGCUAUUGGCUCCAGGGUGUAA